Molecule: messenger RNA, 2387 nt
Organism: Cyprinus carpio (common carp)
Lineage: Eukaryota; Metazoa; Chordata; Actinopteri; Cypriniformes; Cyprinidae
Product: DBH-like monooxygenase protein 2 homolog
Exons: 12
Coding region: 96-1898 (600 amino acids)
Biological process (GO): norepinephrine biosynthetic process; octopamine biosynthetic process; dopamine catabolic process
Cellular component (GO): secretory granule membrane
Molecular function (GO): dopamine beta-monooxygenase activity; copper ion binding
Source: RefSeq, a predicted model, not a curated record
AUAGGGCUGUUAAAGUGACUACAGAGCAGUUUCAUGUCACUGCCUUCUCAAACACUAUACAAAGACAGCAUUUGUCAGAUUUUUGAAAAGGAAACAUGGACAUUUUAUCUCUUGUUCUGCUUCUGCUUUCAGUCCAGUGGUCCUGGGCUCUGGAAGACCCUCUUCUGCCUUUCUCUGAACACCUGGACCCCGAGCACAAGGUGCAGCUGAAGUGGGGAUUUGAUGAGAUCCAGGGCACAAUCUUGUUCGAGCUCACGGUCAGCACCAGCGGCUGGGUCGGUUUUGGCUUCAGCCCCAAAGGAGGAAUGACUGGAGCCGAUAUCGUUAUUGGAGGAGUUGGAGCCAAAGGCAGUUACUUCACGGAUCGUCAUGCUGGGGGGAAUUCAAUGCCAGUGAUUGACCAGAAACAGAACUACAAACUCCUGUCUCUGACCGAGACUGAUGGGAAAACGGUCAUGAAAUUUCAGAGGUCCAUCGAGGCUUGUGAUGAAAACGACUUAACCAUCACUAAUCUCCCCAUGAAGCUGAUCUAUGCGUAUGGACAGACUGAUGACAUCAUGUACCACAGCACCCAAAGAGGCACAAAGGAGCUGAGCCUGUUGAAGUACAUGCCACGGGUCAACCCUCCAAACAGCAUGUAUUUCGACAUGACUAUGAUCAAUUUCACUGUACCAGCCAACCAGACCCACUAUCACUGCAAGAUCAUGAAAGCCCCAACAUUUGAUCGCAAACAGCACAUUUAUCGUGUAAGUGAGUCUAUGAACUUAACACACAUGAUCCUGAACUAUCCAGAGAUCUGUCAAUCAUCUUCAUCUCUGACUUACUUUCAUUAUGUCCAGAUUGAGCCGGUGAUCACAAACUUUGACCUCGUGCAUCAUCUGCUGCUGUACCGCUGCCCUCCGAGCGUGACAGAGCCAUUUGAGGCGGAGUGUUACACAUCGUUAAGAACCAACUUGUGUAUGGAGACCAUUGCAGUGUGGGGAGUUGGUGGAGGGGCUUUUGAAUUCCCUGAAGUGGCAGGACUUCCAAUUGGAGGAAAUGUUAGUGAUUUUUUCUAUAGGCUUGAAGUGCAUUACAACAACGCUAAUAAAAGUACAGGUCGAGUUGAUAACUCAGGUCUGCGAUUCUAUCACACAACUGAACUCCGUCAGCACGAUGCAGCUGUUUUGGGGGCAGGGCUUGUAAUAGCUCCUUGGUACGCCAUCCCACCCAAAGCCAAAUCCUUCCUCACGUACGGCAUGUGUGACACUGCUUAUUUUACAAAGGUUCUGGAGACACCACAUGAUCUUCAGGUGUUCUCUGUGAUGCUGCACACACACUUAGCUGGGCGGAAGGUGCGAGUCGGACACUUCAGAGGGGAGAAACAGAUUGAUUUCUUAGCUGUGGAUGAAAACUAUGAUUUUGAAUACCAGGACGUGACAAAUUUGGGCAAAACUAAGACAGUGAAGUUGGGUGACAAAUUGCUGGUGGAGUGCACUUAUAGCACUGAAAACCGCAGCACACUCACAUGGGGGGGGCUCUCAACUACAGAUGAGAUGUGUUUGGCCUUCCUCUUCUACUAUCCAGCUAUGAAUCUGAGCGGCUGUAUGAGCUUCCCUAAUACAACUACUUUAAGAUCUGAAAUGGGAACGCCAGGUCUAAAUACUUGGCUCAAUAUGAUGUCCACGAAGACUUGGAAUGACACGUCUAUCAAUCAAUACCAACAAACACUGAAGAGAAUCGACCAGCUCAUCGUAAUUGCUGAUUCAUUUAAAAACAUAUCACGCAACACAGGGCUGAUUCCUAACCUCAGUGUCAUCCCGUCUGCACCCUGCAUGAGUGGUUGUGACACCAAAAAUCUUGCUUUACUAUGGCUGCUUCUCUGUUUGUUAGUGCAGUUCAUGCAAAAAUACAACUGAUGUAACCUGUUGUUCUAUUCAUGUCAAAGAUUAAAACUCAAUCAAUCUAGAUUAGGAGCUCCUGGCAGCUCCACCCUUAAAGGUAUAAUAGUUUCAUGCUAUAAAAUAGCCUAUACGUUACUGUAAUCAUAAAUCAUAUCAGGGAAAUGAGGGAAAAGAAUAUAAGAAAGGAGCUGGGUGUGAUUUUUUUUUUGUGCUAAAUAACUCAUUUAUGAUACAGCUCAUAAUUUGGCAUAUUUUCUCUAAUAUCCUCUUCACUGCAAAUUCAAUAAACAAGUGAACACAUUAAAACUACUCUGACAAACAUUAAAAAAAACAACAACAACUAACAUUUAAACUGACAUGCAUUGAAAAUAAAGCCAAAACAAUGGCUGUGUCCCGUUUUUGCUGUUGAUUAAUUAUUUUGUGUUUAAUAUUGUUUUUUAUGGAUUAAUUAAGAAAUGUACUACAAAUAUUCAGUGGCUUAAACACUUUUAAAUAAAACAUUCA